ACUGAGAGGAAUCCGGGCAGACAUUGCGGGGUUUGCUGCCUGGAGUGUUUUUUCAAGAAGUACUCUAUGAAGUUAUUCAAAGUCCCUCUGUGGUCUGAUUCCUGCUAAUGGAUGAUGGUUUCUCAAGUCACAGUGUGACAUCCUAGUGCACAGUGUCUGAAAAAAGUUAUUUUUAAUCAGUCUGUUCAGAACCCAGCAUGGAGGUAGAUCCCAGCUCAGCAGCUGAAACCAAGACCAGCAGCACGGAGAAGACCAGGACUUUUGGCACGUCUCAGCCGAAACCCAGAAGUGCGAAUCCGUACCCCCCUGUCUGCCGCUUUUAUUCCCGUGGGAGGUACUGCCAGUUUGGACGGAGGUGCCGAUUUCUGCAUGAGUAUCUGGAACCGCAGGUUAGCCCUGGCGUACCUGAAAGCCACGAUGAUGGCAACACUGAUGACAGCUCCCAGUGCCAGGGCAGCACGGAGAGUCCCAAUAAGCCUGCAGAGGAUCCUGGCCAGCUACGACCCGGGCCACCCAAGAUGCUGGGACCCCGAGAGCGGCCCAAGAGGCCGUGCCGCUACUACCUGUCUGGCUACUGCGCAAUGGAAGAACGCUGCCGUUUCUGGCAUCCAGAGAAGCAGCCCCCUUUGCGGGACUGCAUGGGGCCUGAACCUGCCCAGGCCAGCCCUCGGCCUGUGGGCCCACUCAUCCGCCCACCUGUCCCCCGCCCUGCCGUCGUCAAGGAUGAGGUCAAGCUGACCGAGCUGACCCAGGAGGUUGCCCGGCAAUUACGGGAGACCGAAAUCAGCCAGCUGAUGAAGCGUUUCCCCAAGGACCAGCUGAUUAUUCAGGAGAGCGAAAGUGGGAACCAGACUUACUACCGCAUCGUGGUGGAGCCCACUGACCCAGACUGGCCCUUUGAUUUGAAGGAGAUGGAUAUUCAGAUCUGCUUCCCAGAUGAAUACCCUUUGGAGGUGUUCACCGUGGAAAUCCCUGAGGAUCAGGAUUUACCAGCAUCUAUGGGAAGGCAUGUGUGCGUGGCCUCAGAGGAGUGGUUACGGGCAAAACAUGCCACCAACCGGUUGAUGGGCAAGCUGGAAUUGUUGUUUCGCCCAUACCUGCGUUGGCUGGACCGCAACAUGGAGAAGCUGUUCACUGAGGGAGCUCGGCAGAUAAAGAGGGAAUUAGAGGCAGAGAGAGCCGGCAUACACAUUGUUCCCUACCAGCAGCUGCGAGCACGUUUACCUGGCGCCAUACCUUCACAAACAACAGAGAUGUCUGCAGGCCCUCAGAAGGAGGAUGGCAGUGAGGAACUGACCCAGAAGCUGCGGGACGUCAAGGUGGCAGAAUCGGAAAGUCCCGAAAUGAGUGGCACAGGGAGUGAGAUCAGCACCAGUGAGGAGGAGGACAAUUGUUCGAGGACUGGCUCGCCAUCUGGUGACCGGCACGAGCUGGCAGGAAAGUCUGACCCUCCGAUCCCAUGUAAGGGCACUGCCGUGCGGCUUGUUGGCCUAGAGUUGGGGGAAGAUACGGCAACACUAUCAGCUCAACAGAUCACCAUGUCGCUGAAAUGCAGCAGGUGCAAAGUUGCUUCAGAUCUUACUGUGUCCCAGAAGUGCCCUUCGAAUGGAAGCUGUAAGAAAUGUAACACAGACAUCCGCAUAGCAUUCCAGCCCAGUAUAGUUCAUGAGCACUCGGACAUCAUGGGAUACCUGGAACUGCGUGGAUGUGUCCCUGUAGAAUUAGUGAUACAGGACAGUUGGUUUGCUGUGGGCUGUCUAAAAUGCUCCAAGGAGGGAUCGCUGCAGGGUCUCUCUUACGGCCGAUACAAGGAGUUGAACUGUUUGCAUUGUCACAGCAAACUCAGCAUUAUGGUGGAGGCUGCACAGUUUUAUCAGAUCCAUGCCCAGUCACAGGAUGAAACUGAUGCUAAUAAUUCAGUUCAUCAGCAGAAGAAGAGACAGCCCCCUGGACCUAUUCUUCAGCUUGGGAAACCCCUGCCUGAGUUUGGUACCUGUACACACUUCAAAAAGAGUUUCCGCUGGCUAAGGUUUCCAUGCUGUGGUAGAGCUUAUCCAUGUGAUGUGUGCCAUGACAGUGACCAAGACCAUGUGAUGGAGCUGGCCAGUCGAAUGAUUUGCGGGUACUGUGCGAAGGAGCAGCCAUACUGCAACGGGAAGCCCUGCAUUUCCUGCAAAGCCAUGAUGACGAGAGGUUUCCACACCAGUCACUGGGAGGGAGGCCAAGGCUGUCGCAACAGAAUCACGAUGAGUCACAAAGACAAACAGAAAUAUUCAAACUCCAUGAAAACGGUGUCUCGCCGAUCCCAGCGUCAGUAUCAGAAGUGAUCAGUGUGGUCCCUGACUAGGGAUCUCUCACUUGGACUGUGGCCUUAGUAAUAACUCCAUGAGUAGGUGUGGUGUGCGCGCGUGGUUGUUCCUUUUGAUUUUAUUUCCAGUUGUUUCUCCCUCCAAUGAGGUGGUGAAAGGAUAAAUGCUCUCUUCAAAUUUUAAAGCAAGGAGCUGAUCUUGGGGAGUAGGGGUGCAGAGCAGCCCCGUAAACAAGGAAUGAGACAGCUUCUAGUUUGAUCUGUAGAAUUUGCAGUAGCAGAUCCCCACAGACCCCGUCCUGGCUGCCGCCACCACCCAUAGAUAGCUAUGGAUGAGAAACGCAGGAGGUCAUUGUUCACAGCUCCACUUUGAGCCCAGCAUUUCAGCCACCAAAUUGAGAAGGAAGAAGUUCCAGAUUUAUCGAUGACUCUCCUGCCAGCUUGGCUGUGUUUAUGCUGACGUGGUGAAACCAUGUGUUGCGCUCAGGUGCAUGGUUCAGAUGUGACACAGAAUGCCAGGCCUAACCUGGCAUGGAGGCUCCCCCUCUUCACUGGUCUAGGAGACAGUGCAGAUAGUUCUGUCUGUAACCUAAAAUUGCGUGCAGAAAUUUUCAGUUAGGCAUUAUAGGACAGCCCAGGAUAGACCCCCUGCAAAGUCUUUCUGAAAACAGUGUCUCAAAUCAAGGUCCAGCUUUCUCUUCCUGAUUGGAGCUUGGAGACGUGUACAAUGGGAAGUUGUCCUAAUUUUGGUUUUUGAAUGUUACAGGCUAUCACUGUGGUGAUUUAAUUUGGCCGUUUUAUAAAAUGCAGUCACAUCUCAUUCUAUGCAAUAAGGCCAACAAUAAGCAAAGAAGCCCUCCUGGGCCUGGAAAUAAUGACAGCAGGGAAGAUUAGAAUUUCCCCCCUCACUUGACUAGGUCCAGGCAUUUGACUAGGUUAUGAGCAGUAGGCACGACUGUGGAACUGCGCAAAUAAUAUUGGCUGAUUUUUGUCGGUUCCUGUCUCAAAGAGCUUGACAGGGAGCAGACACUGUUUACAAAUAACCGACUAGCAGCUCAUUAGAAGCUGGAGGAGGCCAUUUCAGUCCCUGAGGUGGCUCAGCUCUUCAAUCCACAAAGCCUGAUCCUAUUCCUUAAAAUCCUUAGUUGACAAAAUUAUCUGAACUGAGCCAUAAAAGCUCCAGGACCAUUGAGCUCUGAGUUUGGAUGAUGAGAAUGUGCCAGAUAUUGGUUUUAUUGAGGCAAUACUGUCAAGCUCAAUUCCUGUUUUUAAUCACUCUGUGCACAUGCAUUCCUUCCAGCAGAUGGCAGCAGUUCACCCUUUGCUAGUCAAGGGACCCACAGCUAAUCAGUGUCUCCUCAGCACCAGCUUAGAGUGUAAACUUCACUAUUUCCAAAUGCUGAGUGCCGCAGUUACCCAGCAGGGAAACUCUGACUCCAGGACCUUUGAGGUCACUUUGUGCAUGUAUCAAUUAGAACCGGGUUAGUUUGCUGGUGAUGCUUUCAGUAGUGGACUGUCAGUUGGUUCUUACUCUUCUUACAGCCAAAAAGGGCUGCAGGUUGAACGUCCUUCCUGUGUGAAUGGAUACAGAGUGUGCUGGCUGUACAUCUGGGUAUGAGUUCGCUCCCCUGUGCUGUCUUCUACGUGAAUUAAGAACAGAAAGUGCUAGAAACCCCCAGCAGGUCUGGCUGCAUCAGUGGAGAGAGUUACUGGAGUUUCAGGUUGAUGACCUCGUCAGAACCAUUGACCUGAAAUGCUAACUCUGCUUCCCUCUUCAAAGAGGCAACCUGGCCUGCUCAGCAUUUCCAGCAUCUGUUUUUAUUUCAGAUUUUUAGCAUUGCUAUCGUGUGUGUGUGUGUGUGUGUGUGUGUGUGUCCAUCCUUCUUUGAGUCUUUUCCUCCUGUCUCUCAUUUCCAGUUUAAAAAUACUUUGCACGUACUCCUUUUCUCCCAUGUUUGAGCUGCUGUUCAUUUUUUGUUUCUUUAUUGUGUGCUUGUGCCUCUCUGCAUAUUUUCUACUCCCCAACCCAGCAGCCAUUCACAGGUUUGUGUAUCACCUGAAUGUGUUCAGGGAUGGGGAGAGGGGAGGAAUCAAGAGGAACCAAAAGCUAAGUCUGAAAUACAUCAGCCACCACGUGUGUGUUCCAGUGCCAGUGUAAAGAAGAAACCUACAGAUCUCCAUUCGCCGCCUCUCAAUGGCUUAGCCAUGAUUGGUUGUAACCUGGCUGUAUCGGGAUUUAACCCUGUGCACUCCCUAAUUCUGAUGUGAUUUUUCCAUAUUAAGAAAUGACUGAAUGUUCUUUUUCUAAUGAGUGCCUUUUGUUUCUCAAUUCUGUCACCUCGACCACUGCCUGCAUCCUCUAAAAGGAGCAAUCUGCAAAUGAUCCUACAACCCCAUCUUCACCCCUGGCCACAGAGAGUGCUGAGCCAUUGACACGAUUCAUACUUCUGCAGUCAGGUCCACAGGGCAACUUCUUAGCAAAUCUUACGGCACUUAGAAGGCAGAGAAGUUUGUUUGUGCAGUAAUGUUUCUCAGGUCAGUCUUGUUUGGCCAGGAAGGUAGGCAGUACUGGGCAGGCUUUCAGACCAUCUUGUAGUACAAUAUCUCUUGUACUCUUUGACGUUUCUGAUUUGCACUACCAAUUGGUGAGGUUCCCAUCCAACAUAGUGGGGGUUUAACCAGCUUCCCUAAAGUUUAAAUCUAUUUCCUAAGGUGGAGACACGUUAGCCCAAUGCAUGUUGUUGCUAUGGCUAAACUAAUAGUAUUUUUUGGGAGCAGUAAUAGGAUUCAAUUGAAUCAUAUUUCUGAUUUAUUGUGCAAAAUUGCCACUCAAAAGACUUAGUGACAAACACUGGCAAGAUAUUUUAAAAUAGGAAAAGAACUCAGUUGCAUGUAUGUAGAGUUGAUGGUAUUUUAAAAUAAACUUUAGUUUUGUCAGUUUUGA
Molecule: messenger RNA, 5252 nt
Organism: Stegostoma tigrinum
Lineage: Eukaryota; Metazoa; Chordata; Chondrichthyes; Orectolobiformes; Stegostomatidae
Exons: 12
Coding region: 198-2327 (709 amino acids)
Cellular component (GO): nuclear envelope
Molecular function (GO): nuclear export signal receptor activity; zinc ion binding
Source: RefSeq, a predicted model, not a curated record